AUGCUUAAGACGUUGCUUUACACGACGCGUCUACUAGCUUUCUUGCUACCUAGCAUCGCAACCGGCACACCCAUCCGCGUCAUUCAAGCAGUUGAAAACCUAGUCGUAUUCGGCGAUAGCUACUCUGACGAAGGCAGAUUGGCAUACUUACAAGCUCACAAUGGCACGUCACCCCCAGCAGGUACAGGCAUCCCUACAUCGAAUAUGACUGCUAGCGGCGGUUAUACAUGGCCUCACUUUGCUUCGCAGCAGCUCGGUGCUACGACGUACAAUUACGCGGUUAGCGGUGCUACCUGUUCUAACGAGAUAGUAUACCGUUAUCUCGAAUCUAUUCACGGACCUUACCCGUCUGUUAUCGACUACGAAAUACCCGCAUUCCUAGCAGACGUGAAAUACGCCUCAGGCAAGGGAAACGGCACCUUUCUUUCGAAUAGGAAGCCGUAUAACACCGUCUAUGCUCUUUGGAUAGGUACUAACGAUCUAGGGAAUAAGGGAUUUCUCACGGACUCUCAGAAGCGCGGGGCAACCAUUCCAAACUUCACCGACUGCAUCUGGUCCGUUUUCGACGCCGUAUACAGCACGGGAGGCCGACGCUUUGUAUUAUUCACCGAAGCACCUCUGGACAAGUCACCACUCUACGCUUCGCCCCAGAACGGAGGAGUAGGCGAUACUCGGUAUUGGUCAAAUAAAACAGCCUACAACACAACCGAAAUCGAGCAAAAGAUGCUCGAAUACACAACCAGCGUGAAUAAGAUAUUCUCCUACGGCGUACCGUUUCACCUCCUCGUAGAAGACAGGUGGCCAGGUGCCUCCUUUAGCAUCCUAAACGUCCACCAACUCUUCUUGGAUAUCAACAGCAACCCCUCAGCAUAUCUGGACGCACCCGCAAACUCGAGCGCGCCAUAUUACGGAUGUCCCGUCACGGCAUCAAAUAACGUAACCUGCACGACUUCUAAGAAUUCGCUUUCUAGCUUUUUAUGGUACGACGAGCUACACCCAUCGUCGAAAGCAGACGAGAUUAUCGCCGGGGAAUUUGUAAAACUACUCCAAAAGACUUCAGAAUGUAAGUUGAGUUAUACACGAAAUUUCGAAGCCCGAGCCGAACCUCGUCGGCCUGUUUCAAGACGGUUCGAAUAUCGAAAUGCUAACAUGUUAUAG
This is a messenger RNA of Daldinia childiae, 1158 nucleotides long. RefSeq lists its product as uncharacterized. Gene Ontology annotation, molecular function: hydrolase activity, acting on ester bonds. The transcript has 5 exons. Bases 1 to 1158 code for a protein of 385 amino acids. NCBI's taxonomy places the organism in Eukaryota, Fungi, Ascomycota, Sordariomycetes, Xylariales, Hypoxylaceae. The record is from RefSeq and is a predicted model, not a curated record.